GCAGCAGCCAGCUUGGCAGAGACCAGAUGACUGUGAGACUGAGUCCACAAGAUUCAGCCGCUCGGUGGGUCGGGAAGCCCAGUGUGGGGGCGUCCCUCGAGCAGUGGGCUCCUCCCUUAGACCAGGUGCCCUCAAGUGUGAGUUGCUGCCUUGUGUGCCCUCCGGCUCUGGACCAUCCUGUGUGGCUUUUACCUGAGGGAGCACGGGUCUGGCUGAGGGAGAAUGGCCAGCAUUUCCCGAGCACCGUGGACUCCUGCGCGGAGGGCAUCGUCGUCUUCCGGACAGACUAUGGCCAGGUGUUCACGUACAAGCAGAGCACGAUCACACAGCAGAAGGUGACACCCAUGCACCCCAUGAACGAGGAGGGUGUGGACGACAUGGCCGCCUUGACAGAGCUCCACGGGGGCGCCAUCAUGCACAACUUACACCAGCGAUAUAAGAGGAAUCAGAUCUACACCUUCAUCGGCUCCAUCAUCGCCUCGGUGAACCCCUACAAGCCCAUCGGCGGCCUGUACGAGCGAGCGGCCAUGGAGCGCUACAGCCGGUGCCACCUGGGGGAGCUGCCCCCCCAUGUCUUUGCUGUGGCCAACGAGUGCUACCGCUGCCUGUGGAAGCACCCCACCAACCAGUGCGUCCUCAUCAGUGGUGAGAGUGGGGCGGGCAAAACCGAAAGUACUAAGUUGAUCCUCAAGUUCUUAUCAGUCAUCAGCCAGCAGUCUUUGGAGUUGUCCUUCAAGGCGGAUUCGUCCUGUGUGGAACAAGCUAUUCUUGAAAGCAGCCCAAUCAUGGAAGCUUUCGGCAAUGCCAAGACGGUGUAUAACAACAACUCCAGCCGCUUCGGGAAGUUUGUUCAGCUGAGCAUCUGCCAGGAGGGAAAUAUUCAGGGCGGGAAAAUUGUAGAUUAUUUAUUAGAAAAAAACCGAGUAGUAAGGCAAAAUCCGGGGGAGCGGAAUUAUCAUAUAUUCUAUGCGCUGCUGGCAGGGCUGGACCAUGAGCAGAGAGAAGAAUUUUAUUUAUCUGUGCCAGAAAACUACCACUACUUGAACCAGUCUGGAUGUAUGAAAGACAAGACAAUCAAUGACCAGGAUUCUUUUCAGGAAGUUAUUACGGCGAUGGAGGUGAUGCAGUUCAGCAAGGAGGAGGUUCGGGAGGUGUUGAGGCUGCUUGCUGGAAUACUGCAUCUGGGGAACAUAGAGUUUAUCACCGCCGGUGGGGCUCAGGUGUCCUUCAAAACAGCCCUGAGCAGGUCUGCAGAGUUACUCGGGCUGGACCCGACGCAGCUCACAGAUGCCCUGACCCAGAGAUCCAUGUUCCUCAGGGGCGAGGAGAUCCUCACGCCACUCAGUGUCCAACAGGCAGUGGACAGCAGAGACUCCUUAGCCAUGGCACUUUAUGCUCGCUGCUUUGAGUGGGUGAUUAAGAAGAUCAAUAGCAGGAUCAAAGGCAAAGAUGACUUUAAGUCCAUCGGCAUCCUUGACAUCUUUGGAUUUGAAAACUUUGAGGUUAACCACUUUGAGCAGUUCAAUAUAAACUAUGCAAAUGAGAAACUUCAGGAAUAUUUCAACAAGCAUAUCUUUUCUUUAGAACAACUGGAAUACAGCAGAGAAGGCUUAGUGUGGGAAGACAUUGACUGGGUAGACAAUGGAGAAUGCCUGGACUUGAUCGAGAAGAAACUUGGCCUCCUAGCCCUGAUUAAUGAAGAAAGCCAUUUUCCUCAAGCCACAGACAGCACCUUAUUGGAGAAGUUACACAAUCAACACACUAAUAACCACUUCUACGUGAAGCCCCGAGUUGCAAUCAACAAUUUUGGAGUGAAACACUACGCUGGAGAGGUUCAGUACGAUGUCCGGGGCAUCUUGGAGAAGAACAGAGAUACCUUUAGAGACGAUCUUCUCAACUUACUCAGAGAAAGCCGAUUCGACUUUAUCUAUGACCUAUUUGAACACGUUUCAAGCCGCAAUAACCAAGACACCCUGAAAUGCGGAAGCAAACACCGGAGGCCCACGGUCAGCUCCCAAUUCAAGGACUCGCUGCAUUCCUUAAUGGCCACGCUAAGCUCCUCUAAUCCUUUCUUUGUUCGCUGUAUCAAGCCAAAUAUGCAAAAGAUGCCAGACCAGUUUGACCAGGCGGUUGUGCUGAACCAGCUGCGGUACUCGGGGAUGCUGGAGACAGUGAGGAUCCGCAAAGCCGGUUACGCCGUCCGAAGACCCUUUCAGGAUUUCUACAAAAGGUAUAAGGUGCUGAUGAGGAACGUGGCCGUGCCGGAGGACAUCAGGGGCAAGUGCACCGCCCUGCUGCAGCGCUAUGACGCCUCCAACAGCGAGUGGCAGCUGGGCAAGACGAAGGUCUUCCUUCGAGAAUCCUUGGAGCAGAAACUGGAGAAGCAGCGGGAGGAGGCAGUUACUCGUGCGGCCAUGGUGAUCCGGGCCCACAUUCUGGGCUACUUGGCACGAAAGCAGUACUGUAAGGUCCUGGACUGCGUGCUGAUCAUACAGAAGAACUACCGAGCGUUCCUUCUGAGGAGGAGAUUUCUGCACCUGAAAAAGGCAGCCAUCGUUUUCCAGAAGCAGCUCCGAGGUCAGAUUGCGAGGAGAGCUUACAGACAGCUGCUGGCGGAGAAGCGCGAGGAGGAAGAAAAGCGAAAACGGGAGGAAGAAGAAAGGGAAAGAGAAAGGGCACGGAGAGAAGCCGAGCGCCUCGCCCAGCAGGAGGCAGCAGCCAGGAGGCAGCGGGAGCAGGAGGCCUUGCUGAAGAGCCAGCGGGAGGCGGAGCUGACCCGGGAGCUGGAGAAGCAGAAGGAGAACAAGCAGGUGGAAGAAAUCCUGCGCCUGGAGAAGGAAAUCGAGGACCUGCAGCGCAUGAAGGAGCAGCAGGAGCUGGCCUUGACCGAGGCGUCCCUGCAGAAGCUGCAGCAGCUGCGGGACGAGGAGCUCAAGCGCCUGGAGGACGAGGCGUGCCGGGCGGCCCAGGAGUUCCUGGACUCGCUCAACUUCGACGAGAUCGACGAGUGUGUGCGCAACAUCGAGCGCUCGCUGUCGGGGGGCAGCGAGGCGGGCGAGCCCGUGGCAGGGGAGAAGCCCAGCUUCAACUUCAGCCAGCCCUACCCUGAGGAGGAGGUGGACGAGGGCUUCGAGGCCGAGGACGACGCCUUCAAGGACUCGCCCAACCCCAGCGAGCACGGCCACUCGGACCAGCGCACGAGCGGCAUCCGCACCAGCGACGAGUCAUCGGAGGAGGACCCCUACAUGAACGACGCGCUGGGGCCCGCCGGCCCUGGCACCCCUGGCCCGGCGCUCCUGGUGCCCGCAGAGCCCGGCCCCGCCGGGGGGGACCCCACCUACUGCACGCCCCAGAACGCGGAGGGGCCGCCCUCCCCCGAGGGCGAGUACGACUAUGACCAGGACGACUACGAGGACGGCGCUGUCACCUCCGGCAGCAGCGUCACCUUCUCCAACUCCUACGGCAGCCAGUGGUCCCCCGACUACCGCUGCUCGGUGGGCACCUACAACAGCUCCGGGGCCUACCGCUUCAGCUCCGAGGGGGCGCAGUCCUCGUUUGAAGACAGCGAGGAGGACUUUGACUCCAGAUUCGACACCGACGACGAGCUGUCUUACCGGCGGGACUCCGUGUACAGCUGUGUCACGCUCCCCUACUUCCACAGCUUCCUGUACAUGAAAGGCGGCCUGAUGAACUCCUGGAAGCGCCGCUGGUGUGUCCUGAAGGACGAGACUUUCCUGUGGUUCCGCUCCAAGCAGGAGGCCCUCAAGCAAGGCUGGCUCCACAAGAAGGGCGGUGGCUCGUCCACUCUGUCCAGGAGAAACUGGAAGAAGCGCUGGUUUGUCCUCCGCCAGUCCAAGCUCAUGUACUUCGAAAAUGACAGCGAGGAGAAGCUCAAAGGCACAGUGGACGUCAGGGCGGCCAAGGAGAUCGUAGAUAACACCAGCAAAGAGAACGGGAUUGACAUCAUCAUGGCCGACAGGACCUUCCACCUCAUCGCCGAGUCCCCAGAAGAUGCCAGCCAGUGGUUCAGCGUGCUCAGCCAGGUCCACGCGUCCACGGACCAGGAGAUCCGGGAGAUGCACGACGAGCAGGCAAACCCGCAGAACGCCGUGGGUACCUUGGAUGUGGGGCUGAUUGAUUCCGUGUGCGCCUCUGACAGCCCCGACAGACCCAACUCGUUUGUGAUCAUCACCGCGAACCGCGUGCUGCACUGCAACGCCGAUACGCCCGAGGAGAUGCACCACUGGAUCACACUGCUGCAGCGGUCCAAAGGCGACACCCGUGUGGAGGGCCAGGAGUUCAUCGUGCGAGGGUGGUUGCACAAAGAGGUGAAAAACAGCCCGAAAAUGUCAUCGCUGAAGCUGAAGAAGCGGUGGUUUGUGCUCACCCACAAUUCCUUGGAUUACUAUAAGAGCUCAGAGAAGAACGCUCUGAAAUUGGGGACCCUGGUCCUAAACAGCCUCUGCUCAGUCGUCCCUCCCGAUGAGAAAAUAUUCAAAGAGACAGGCUACUGGAACGUCACCGUGUAUGGACGCAAGCACUGCUACCGGCUCUACACCAAGCUGCUCAAUGAGGCCACCAGGUGGUCCAGCGCCAUUCAAAACGUGACGGACACCAAAGCCCCGAUUGACACCCCCACUCAGCAGCUGAUUCAAGACAUCAAGGAGAACUGCCUGAACUUGGAUGUGGUGGAGCAGAUUUACAAGCGGAACCCCAUCCUCCGCCACACCCACCACCCGCUGCAUUCCCCGCUGCUGCCCCUGCCCUACGGAGACAUCAACCUCAACUUGCUCAAAGACAAGGGCUACACAACCCUUCAGGAUGAAGCCAUCAAGAUCUUCAACUCCCUCCAGCAGCUGGAGUCCACGUCGGACCCUGUGCCCAUCAUCCAGGGCAUCCUCCAGACGGGGCAUGACCUCCGACCUCUGCGAGAUGAGCUGUACUGCCAGCUCAUCAAACAGACCAACAAAGUGCCCCAUCCGGGCAGCGCGGGAAACCUGUACAGCUGGCAGAUCCUCACCUGUCUGAGCUGCACCUUCCUGCCCAGCCGGGGCAUCCUCAAGUACCUCAAGUUCCACCUGAAGAGGAUACGGGAACAGUUUCCAGGAACCGAGAUGGAAAAAUACGCCCUCUUCAUCUACGAAUCUCUUAAGAAAACCAAAUGCCGAGAGUUUGUGCCUUCCCGAGAUGAAAUAGAAGCCUUGAUCCACAGGCAGGAAAUGACAUCCACGGUGCAUUGCCACGGCGGAGGCUCCUGCAAAAUCACCAUCAACUCCCACACCACGGCCGGGGAGGUGGUAGAGAAGCUGAUCCGGGGCCUGGCCAUGGAGGACAGCAGGAACAUGUUCGCCUUGUUUGAGCACAACGGACAAGUGGACAAGGCCAUUGAGAGCCGGACCAUUGUCGCUGAUGUGCUAGCCAAGUUUGAAAAACUCGCUGCCACAUCAGAGGGGGGUGACAUGCCCUGGAAAUUCUACUUCAAACUUUACUGCUUCCUGGACACAGACAAUGUGCCUAAAGACAGUGUGGAAUUUGCAUUUAUGUUUGAACAGGCUCAUGAAGCUGUUAUCCACGGCCACUACCCUGCCCCGGAAGAGAACCUACAGGUCCUCGCUGCCCUGCGGCUCCAGUACCUGCUGGGGGAUCACUCGUUGCACUCCGCCAUCCCGCCCCUGGAAGAGGUUUACUCUCUGCAGAGACUCAAGGCCCGCAUCACCCAGGCCACGAAGAGCUUCACCCCGGGUGAGCGGCUAGAGAAGAGAAGAACCAGCUUCCUGGAGGGGACGCUGCGGCGGAGCUUCCGGACGGGCUCUGUCAUCCGGCAAAAGGCAGAGGAGGAGCAGAUGGUGGACAUGUGGAUCAAGGAGGAGGUCUCCUCCGCCCGAGCCAGCAUCAUCGACAAGUGGAAGAAGUUUCAGGGAAUGAGCCAGGAGCAGGCCAUGGCCAAGUACAUGGCCUUGAUCAAGGAGUGGCCUGGCUAUGGGUCGACGCUCUUCGAUGUGGAGUGCAGGGAAGGUGGCUUCCCCCAGGACCUCUGGUUGGGCGUCAGCGCCGACGCUGUCUCGGUGUACAAGCGCGGGGAGGGCCGGCCGCUGGAGGUCUUCCAGUAUGAACACAUCCUGUCUUUUGGGGCGCCCCUGGCCAACACAUACAAGAUCGUCGUUGAUGAGCGGGAGCUGCUCUUUGAAACCAGUGAGGUGGUGGACGUGGCCAAGCUCAUGAAGGCCUACAUCAGCAUGAUCGUGAAGAAGCGCUACAGCACGUCGCGCUCCGUCAGCAGCCAGGGCAGCUCCAGGUGAAUGCAGCCAGCCAGUGCAUCUGCGAGGCUGUGCUGUCUGCGCCACGUCCUCUGGGCACAGCGCCUGAGCCGCGGUGCCCUGGCGUUCUGGAAGCCCCUCCGGGUGGGCUGUAUCUCAGAGGUCUUUCUGCGCCGUCCACUUCAGUGAUCCUAUAUUAAGCUGUCGCCUGAACAGUCUGCCCGAUUUCCAAAGCUUUAUUACUCUUACGUGACACAUGCCUUAAAAGAGUCAGCACAACCCACAUUGCCACCAAGAUGUGCCUUAGCUUGUGGAACCAACACUAAUCGACCUUGACUGUGCUACUGAAGGGAGCUGCUUCCGCGCCCCUGUUGGGGGGAGACUUAAAGCCCAGGACAUUAUCCAUGUUAUCCAUCCAUGACAUCGAUUAUGCACUAGCCUCCCAGCCCGAUUCCCAGCCCCCGGGAAGGUGAGGGAGUGGGGAGUGGACAGGACAGUCUUUUAGUUGGAGUGCUGCUGGCAGCCUUCCUCGUCUGCGUAUUAACUUCUUUUCUUCAUUGCAUCUUUUAAGCCUCUGAGCUUGCCUGUGCAUGCCAGUGCUCGCAAACUCGUCCCUUUAAUCAUAGUUUCAUGAGCAUUAAAAGCAAAGGGAAAAGGAUGUGCAAUGGUGUAAACAGUCUGUCUGUAUAUUUUAAUAGUUCAGAGUUGUUCUAGUCCUCGGGGUGACUUUAGAAGGUGGUUUUAUUAACAACCCCAGAAUCCUGGAUUUUCCUGUCUGUGCUGUAUUUCAAAAACCACAUUUGACUCAGUUUUGUUUUACAUGUAGCUAAGUCUGCGUUCUGUGACUGCUCUAUUCUGGACAGAUAUGCAGCCUGCGAAAAACUGUAUUUAUAAACCACUUUUAGGCAGAGGAUCCCAGUGCCAUUUUUAAACAAUAUGAAGUCAUUCUGGGGUCUUUAGUUUCUAAAAGAUUUAAGUUAAAAAUAUGUUUCCUUGAAGGUCAGCGUGAGUCACUCCAGAUACAUUGUGACUUAACUACGCUGGAGGACACUGUUUUCCCAGAAGGUAUACGUGAGAGCGAAUCUUUAAAGGGCCCUGAUAGUAAAUGAGAAGGCUUUAAUAAAAUGCACACAUUUUAUCCCAAGUUUAUACGGUGGUCUGAAGGAGGCACCUGUAGAUAAAUCAACCUUUAUGACCGGAAGAAGAAGAAUCUGGUCUUAAAUUUUUAUUUUUAUAUGGAAAAGUUGUAAAGACUUAGGCCAACUAAGUCUGCCCACCAAGAAUAAAGAAAUUUGCCUUAUCCCUGUGGACAGCCAUGCGAAAUCAUUGUUGGCUCAAAGAAAGCCUGACAAUAAAGGAUAUUAGCUAACAUGCCACGUAUUCUCGUUACUGGGGCGACGCUAAGUGCCAUUGGGGAGGGGGGCUGCUUUUGUUUCCGUUGCUCUUUUAGACACAGCAUCACCGCCAGAACACCCAGAAGGUAAAAGAAAAGGUGUCGAAAUCACAGACCCCCUAAGGACACAAAAUGAGUGUUAAUAUCAAGCAGGCACCUAUUACCUGUCCCCAAAAUGUGCCUCAAUGCUAAGUUGGGACCUCCCUAAAGCCCUGCUCACCGUGGAGUAAGACACGC
This is a messenger RNA of Talpa occidentalis (Iberian mole), 7887 nucleotides long. It is a transcript of the gene MYO10, whose product is annotated as myosin X. Gene Ontology annotation, cellular component: cytoskeleton; myosin complex. Gene Ontology annotation, molecular function: protein binding; cytoskeletal motor activity; ATP binding. The transcript has 41 exons. Bases 27 to 6299 code for a protein of 2090 amino acids. The record is from RefSeq and is a predicted model, not a curated record. NCBI's taxonomy places the organism in Eukaryota, Metazoa, Chordata, Mammalia, Eulipotyphla, Talpidae.